Linum tenue is the source of this 464-nucleotide messenger RNA. The record is from the annotation of a GenBank genome assembly. NCBI's taxonomy places the organism in Eukaryota, Viridiplantae, Streptophyta, Magnoliopsida, Malpighiales, Linaceae.
UGCCUUUACUCCUGCUGCCAACUACCCUGUGCAAUCUCUGUAGACUUGUUGAUAUGGACUUCCAGAGGGUAUUGUCAUUGUGCUAUUAUUGGUGCUGUUCAUCAUGUUGGCCAAGAUGCUCUCUACAACUGGUUAUGCUGCCAAAGCCAAAAGGAAUCCUAAUCCUAACAAUAAUAUAUGGAGGCCCAUUCUUCUUUUUCUUGCAAACUUGGGACACGGAGAAAAUUGAACGGACAUGGAGAGAAUUGAGCCGGAGGAUUCUUUUGGAGGACAACAACAGCACUUGAGCGGCACAGAGUAGAAGCUAAUUAUAUGAGCACCAAUAUUUAUGGGGUUAAUUCACCACUGCCAAUCCGAAUAAUUAUAUAGGGUUUGUUAAAAAAAUUUAGGCGGCUAUUUGGUAGUUUCAAGGCCGAAUUCCAAACACCAAAAAAAUAAAACCAAAACCAAAAAAUAAAUACCUC